Planococcus citri (citrus mealybug) is the source of this 2275-nucleotide messenger RNA. It is a transcript of the gene Sil1, whose product is annotated as Sil1 nucleotide exchange factor. The coding region runs from base 138 to 1619 and encodes 493 amino acids. The record is from RefSeq and is a predicted model, not a curated record. The transcript is spliced from 6 exons. NCBI's taxonomy places the organism in Eukaryota, Metazoa, Arthropoda, Insecta, Hemiptera, Pseudococcidae.
CACGAAUUUUUCAUCAGAUUUCAGAUUAAUUUUUGAUCGUACUUGUCGAGUGGUGUUUUAUGAUCUUCGUGCGGUGUUUUUCGAAUUAAAAAAAUUGUUUUUUGAUCGAAAAAGAAAAUAAUUCGAACACUUUAAUCAUGAACCGAGCACUUGUGGCAUUCUUGGUCGUCUUUAACUUGGCGGUACUAUUCUACGUGUUCUAUUUCUACCACAUCGUAGAUGAAGUUCAACAGGAAAUAAAGAAGGAAAAGGACGAUUCUCAUAACUCUCAACGAGCUGAAAAACUUCAAUCCCUGCCAGAAUACGAAGUGCAAAAGGCAGACUCUGCUCGUUCUGAAAAACAUAAGUUUCGACCUCUUGGAAAAGAUGAACCAAUUCCAAGAGGUAUGCAUGUUCGAAUCAACAUGCAAACAGGUGAACGAGAAGGUAGAUGGCUUUCGGAAGAUGAUAAUCUUUCAGAUGAUGAUGAAGAAACGUCGAUAGUUCUUUCAUCUGUCAAUGAGACCGAUACCGAACCUGAUUUAGAUAAAUACAAUUAUGAAUCUAUCGGCAAUGACACACAAAAAGUCAAGCAAAAGUUCCGUUCGUACGAACAAAUCAAAAAAGAAAUGGCAGAUUUGAAUUUACUCGUGAAAACCGACGCUGAAAUAUUAAAUCAACAUAUGAGGAGAUUUUUGGAAUUACGUGAUCAACAAUUGACUCGUGAAAACGUCGAUGAAAUCAUCGUGAUCCUGAAAGACUUUGAAAAUUUAUUACAUCAGGUCGAUAAUGGCGAAGAAUUCGCUAAACAGAAAGGAAUGUCUACGAUUGUGGCACCACUUUUAAAAGCCAACGUCACCACUUUUCGUUCGCUUGGUGCUAAUAUCUUAGGAGCUGCUGUGCAGAAUAACGCCAAAGCUCAAAUAUCUGCCUUGAAAGCUGGAGUUAUUCCUCUUCUUUUACAUAAUAUCGCUUCGAACGGCGAUUUAGAGUCGCGGUCUAGUUCAAUGUUUGCAUUAUCGUGUUUGGUUAGAUCGUUUCCAUUGGCUGAAAUGAAACUGAUCGAAGAGGGAGGAUUGCCUGUUUUGAUGGAUUUAUUUGACGAUGAUUCCGCCGAUGGUGUUAAAUUACAACUGAAGGUGGUAACAUUUUUAAGCGACCUGAUAAUCGAAAAAGAAGACGCCAAAUUAUCCAUGAAAGAAAAAGAGCAACUCAUCGCCAACGUAACGGACGAACUUCCGCGCGAAGAAUUCGCUCAAAUAAUGGAAAAAUUCCGUCAAUACAGUAUGAUUGAGCUGAACAGUAAAUUAUUCGAGCUCGGUUGGUGCGAAAAACUAGGCGUUUUGUUAACCAGACGUAGUUUCAAAACAAACGCAAACGAUCCGAACGAUGUCGGAUUAAAUUUAACCGAAACAGAUGUCGAUCACGAUAUCGUCGAUAAAGUUGUUAGUGCCACGUUACCGGUGGCAAAACAAUGCAGGGAGAAGUUAGUGAAGGAUAAAACAGUCGUUAAGGUUUUACCACGUUUAUUAGAAUAUUAUAAAAAUUUAUCCGGCGAUGAAACAGACGUUGAUGAUACUUUCUACCACGAUAUACACAAUAAAAUAAAUCAGCUCAGCGUCGAGUUGGUAUUGAAAUAGGUAAAUUAAUGAACGUUAGUUAAUGAUGAAAAAUUACUGUGAUAUCGUUUACCAUUCGACUGAAUUGUACCGCCGUAUACCGUACCUAUGGAGCCUAUUUUCAUAAUGAAUAACACGUCACUAUGUUGCUGUCGUAAGUCGAAACGCAAAAUUUACUCCCAUUCGUGGUUAAAAAUUUACAACCGAGUAGCAUACUAUCUUUGAUUAAGAUAUUGGCCACGUGUUUCAGCAUCUGCGUGUGUACGAGAAUAAUGAUUAAUUAAUAAUUUUGAAAUAUUCCGACGUAACUUCUAGUCACCUAUAGCUAUUUAUACCUAUUGCCUACCUGAGAAUUGCCGUCUUUAUAAAAUUGCCAUAUUUUACAAUAACAGUCUUCCGAUACGGUGAUUAAAUACUCGUUAUUUUCCGAUAUAUCGAAAGACGUAAUGGCUCGAGCGUGAGCUGCCACCUCUAGCGAAACGUUCAACGUAUUUAUUCUACUCUUGUGAGAGUCUCUCUCGACAUUGUACAGUCGUAUUUUUCCGCAACCGUAAGUUGCUACGAGGAAAUCUCGUACAAGUUUAAUUCCUAUACAGUGACUGAAAUGUUUUUGUUAUAUUGUUAAUUUUAUAAGGUUGUAAAAUAAUAAAUUAUUGCAUUUUGUUUUGUACCAUGUA